Messenger RNA from Cicer arietinum (chickpea), 888 nucleotides. Lineage: Eukaryota; Viridiplantae; Streptophyta; Magnoliopsida; Fabales; Fabaceae. The record is from RefSeq and is a predicted model, not a curated record.
UUUCAAAAUCUUCUUGUGGGUUAGAAUUGAAAAUGAAACCUCCCCUGGCUUAGCGUGAAGAGUUAUUCUCUAUUACAUUCUAUUACUCCACGUCACCAUACCCUUACCUUCCUACACAUUUAAACCCCUUUAUUUUCCUCUAACCUUCAAUUCAUCCAAUUCACAAACCAAACUUUCAAAAUAUUUCACUUUUUAUUAAAUAAAAUGGAGGGUCUUAUUCCAUUUGUGUACAAAGCCAUAAUUCAAUACAAGAAUGGCAAAGAAGGGUCUAUUGGUUCAUGGCUUUGUGACUCACCUUCUUAUUCAUACAUGAAACUUCCCGCCGGUGAUUCGGGUCGGUUUCAAACCGUUGUUUUUUCUUCUUCUUCUUCAUCUUCCAACAUUGCUUCUUCUAGCGGUGAUGUUCGAUCUCCACGUCGCCGCUUGAAUUCGCAUAAAAUUUCAACAUGAACAAUUAUUGUGUCGUGUUAUGGUGCUUGAAUGAAUGUGGUGUGAUUGAUCAUUAUUACUUUACAUGUUGUUUUCAAAAAAAAAAAAACAAAAAAAAACUUUACUUCUUCUAAGUGGUCAUGUUUGUUGUCCUUUGCAUAUGCAAGCGUGUGACUAACCAAAAAAAGGAGUCCUACACGUUUGGUUAGUAAUUGGAAAUUAGUUAGCAUUGUCCAAUUGUAAAUAUGGGUUAUGAAUGCUUGUAAAAAUUAAGUGUAUUUGUAUGUGUUUAUGGCCAAAGGGUCAUAAUAUUAUGAUAUACUAUGUUUUCCAAGGGAGGAAAAUGGUAAGUCGAAUAAAGGAUGGGUUUCUUGGCCUAAGUGGUCAUGGAAACAAAGAAAAAUUAGAUUACAAUAAUUAAAUUGCUUCUUGUUAUAUUUAGUGGUUUGAUUGAUUUUA